UGAAGCUCUUCUGCGGGGGCGGGGCGCGUGCGUGGGGGCCCGGAGACCAGCCUCUGGGGCCUCAGCCCUUGGCCCCCCCGCAAGGACUGGCGCGUCUGGUGUGUCUGGGGAUAAACCGGCAUGGCGGUUCCCUUGUGGUUCAGCCCCAUUUCCUGGAGGCGUUUGCUCUGGACUCUGCCCAGCACCGCAGCUCAGCGAGAGGUGCUUUCUGAGGUCACAAGUCAGGAUUUGGGUUCCUGAGCCCAGGCGCCCCCCUGCCCCCACCGCCCUGCUUAUGGCAGAACCUGGACCCCUGGCGCGCCCCCUGGUCUGAGGAGGGCGCCAUGUUGCCCUGGCCAGGUCCAGGCUGGCUCUAGCCUGGUGUGGCCAAUCUGAUGUCCGUGGGCUUGGGUCAAGCUGGAGGGGCUGGCUGUGUGUAGGAGGCCGAGUGAGCUGCCUGCUAAUGGGGCUGGUCCACCCCGUGCUGCUCCCUGGGGGCUGGACAAGGCUGGGAUUGUUCCCUGGCUCCCCUUUGUCUCACUCCCCGCCCAGGCCUGGCCUGCCUGCCUGCCGCUCUCUCCUCCUGUCAGCUUGGCUGGCAGGAGCCUGGGACUCUGCCCGAGGAGCCCCAGGCCUGCUGACCCACCCGGUGGGGAGCGCCGGCCACGCUCUGGGUCACGGCGUGGAGGUGCCCGGCCACCAUGCUCAGUCUCAAGCUGCCCCAGCUCCUCCGAGUCCACCAGGUCCCUCGGGUGUUCUGGGAGGACGGCAUCUUGUCUGGCUAUCGCCGCCCCAGCAGCUCGGCCCGGGACUGCGUCCUCAGCUCCUUCCAGAUGACCAACGAGACGGCCAACAUCUGGACUCACUUCCUGCCCACCUGGUACUUCGUGUGGCGCCUGCUGGCGCUGGCGGGGGCUCCGGGCUUCCGGGCGGAGCCGUACCACCGGCCGCUGCUCGUCUUCCUGCUGCCCGCCUGCCUCUACCCCUUCGCGUCGUGCUGCGCGCACACCUUCAGCUCCAUGUCGCCCCGCGCGCGCCACAUCUGCUACUUCCUGGACUACGGCGCGCUCAGCCUCUACAGCCUGGGCUGUGCUUUCCCCUAUGCCGCCUACUCCAUGCCGGCCUCCUGGCUGCACAGCCGCCUGCACCGGCUCUUCGUGCCUGCCGCCGCACUCAAUUCCUUCCUGUGCACCGGCCUCUCCUGCUACUCCCGGUUCCCCGAGCUGGAGAGCCCUGGGCUCAGUAAGGUCCUCCGCACAGCCGCCUUUGCCUAUCCCUUCCUGUUCGACAACCUCCCUCUCUUCUACCGGCUCGGACUGUGCUGGGACAGGGGCCCCGGCUGCGGACAGGACGCGCUGAGCGCCAGCCACGGCUACCACCUGGUGUGCGCCCUGCUCACUGGCUUCCUCUUCGCCUCCCACCUGCCCGAGCGGCUGGCCCCGGGACGCUUUGACUACAUUGGCCACAGCCACCAGCUGUUCCACAUCUGUGCCGUGCUGGGCACGCACUUCCAGCUGGAGGCGGUGCUGGCUGACAUGGGAUCUCGCCGAGCCUGGCUGGCCACGCAGGAGCCCCCCGUGGGCCUGGCAGGCACGGUGGCCGCACUGGGCCUGGCGGUGGCCGGGAACCUGCUCAUCAUUGCUGCCUUCACAAGCUCCCUGUUUCGGGCCCCCAGCACCUGCCCCCUGGUGCAGGGCGGCCCCCUGGAGGGGGGUAUGAAGGCCAGACAGCAGUGAGGCCCCCAUCUCUGAGCCUGCCCUGGGGGAAGGCAGAGGCCAGGCCUCGGUGCCGGUGCCGGGGAGGAGCCCAGACUCGGGUAUGACGGGUGGGGCACAUGGAAGCCUGGAGCCCAGAGUGGCUGCAGAGAGAGGGUGGAGGGGAGAGGGCGGAGGGGAGAAGGGGCCAGGGCGCUGCUGGCAGCGAGCAAGAGGGGCAGCGAGGGUGUGCUCAGCGGGGCCGGGUAAGUGCUGAGGGUCGGAGAGGGGCAGCGCGAGUGCCAGGCUGCAGCUGAAGGCUGGGGACGGGGAGGUGCUGAGGCCCAAUACCUGGUCCUGUUUCUGGCUGCGAGUCUCUGCCAAGCCCAGGGAAGCACUAACAGGACUAACCUAGACCCCCGACCCCGCGUGCUCGGCCUGGAGACCCACCGCCGCCCUGUCUCCCCCACCAGGCGGCUCUCUGCCCUUCGGGUCUGUGUGGGUGUCCUGGGUGGUGAGGUGGGCUGGGUGGGGGGAGGGGUGCUGGGCUAGAGGGGGGACCCUAACAAUUAGACCUUUAGAAAGCUCCCUUCGAUGCUUCCAAAUAAAGCAGCCAACGGCAGAUCUGGGGGAGCACUGAGACUGGAGGCCCGCCUCCCCACCCCCUCCACACCGCCCCCCAAAACCCCACAGAUGUACAAAGAAUCACGGCCCCAGUUCCUCUUCCCGAGUUUAUUCUGGAGCAGUGGGAUGAUGGGGACCCC
This is a messenger RNA of Lutra lutra (Eurasian river otter), 2437 nucleotides long. It is a transcript of the gene PAQR6, whose product is annotated as progestin and adipoQ receptor family member 6. The transcript has 8 exons. Gene Ontology annotation, cellular component: membrane. Bases 681 to 1715 code for a protein of 344 amino acids. The record is from RefSeq and is a predicted model, not a curated record. NCBI's taxonomy places the organism in Eukaryota, Metazoa, Chordata, Mammalia, Carnivora, Mustelidae. Gene Ontology annotation, molecular function: signaling receptor activity.